CUUGUCUCAGUUCUUUAAUUUGUUUGUGUUAAUUUUGACAGCUUCUACAGGAUGUAAUGUACAACAUGUGAAAGGAUUACGAGGAUAAUUAUCAUUAUACAGGUCUCCCAGGAUGUGCUGUUUAACUAUGUAAAGCUAAAUAGGCUGAAGAAAUCACCAUUUUAACAGGUCUCCCAGGAUGUGCUGUUGAAGUAUGUAAAGCUAAAGAAGUGGAAGAAGUCACCAUUUUGACAGGUCUCCCAGGAUGUGCUGUUUAACUAUGUAAAGCUAAAGAAGAGGAAGAAAUCACCAUUUUAACAGGUCUCCCAGGAUGUGCUGUUGAAGUAUGUAAAGCUAAAGAAGUGGAAGGAGUCACCAUUUUGACAGGUCUCCCAGGAUGUGCUUUUGAAGUAUGUAAAGCUAAAGAAGUGGAAGAAGUCACCAUUUUGACAGGUCUCCCAGGAUGUGCUGUUGAAGUAUGUAAAGCUAAAGAAGAGGAAGAACUCACCAUUUUGACAGACAGGUUUAAUUGAGAACACUUGGAGGCUGCUAUGAAUGGAGACAAAGCAUUGAGAAGCCAGUGUCAAGAGAGAUCUCCCUGACUGAAAUCCACACAGGAUUAUAAAGUCACAGGAAAAAGAAGUCUGGUGUCAGUGAUGUAUGAAUACGUGUUACAGAAAUCUGUCACCGUGUCUGGUGUUAGUGGGUGUAAACACAUUACCCACGUGUCAUCAGACCGGGUCUGGAUCAGUGAUGAUGAAGGCAAUCUCAUCUUAACUAACACGAGAGGUGACAUUCUAGAUCGUGUGACGGAUUUACCUCAAUAUGGUUAUGGAGUACAUACUGUGACUCAAAAUGGUGAUGUGAUUUAUAUAGACAGUGACGAUAACAUCAUAAAACGAUCUAAAGAUAGAGUAAAGACCACAGUAAUACCAUACACAUCACCAUGGGAACCAAAGUGUGUCUACAGCUCCCCCUCCACUGGAGACCUGCUGGUCGGGAUGUUUAAUAACGAUACAAAGACAGCCCAGGUAAACCGUCACACUGACACAGGAGAACACAUACAGACCAUACAGCACAAAAACAAAGGUCAGGGACUGUAUAGAUGUCCUAAGUACAUCACAGAGAACCGCAAAGGAGAUGUUAUUGUGUCUGACUGGGACCGUUUUGCUGUAGUGGUGACAAACAGAAGAGGAAGACAUCGCUUCUCCUACACAGGUCCUCCAUCAGGAUCACCACUAUGGCCACGUGGAAUCUGUACUGACGCGCUGUCACACAUCCUGGUGUGUGAUGUUUACACCAACACAGUACAGAUCAUUGAUAAAAAUGGUCACUACCUGACAGAGAUAGAUACAGAACAACACGGGAUAGACACACCAUUCAGCCUGAGUUAUGAUGACAACACCCGCUCUGUCUGGGUAGGAUCAUACAACAACAACACAGUGAACAUCUACAGACUUAUCUAUGGAGGGGAUAAUCUGACUGAUCCAAGCAAUGAUGAUAUAAAUAAAGUGGAUGAGUUGAAGAAGUUUCUGAGAAAGGAGAAGACAACUGUUUCCCAUGCCAGAGGAAUACUUGUUGGAUGUGCUGAGGCUGGAAAAACGACGCUACUAAAGAGAUUAAGAGGGCAAAGUCAAACUGUCAGCAAAGCUACAAAGUCGUCCAGGGGACUAACAACACUGCUGAAACGAUUAAGAUGGAAACGCCAAGAUGCCAGUGAAGUUACAGAGUCCACCAGGGGACUUGAAGUCCAUCAACAUGUCUUCAUUGUUAGAGAUGGAGUUUUAGAAGUGGCUGAUGAUGACUCACCAUUCAAGUCAUUUAUCAGAAUAAAUGCUGCAGAUUUGAAACCAGACCCAAGCAGUAGUACUGUUGCCAGCUCUGAUGCAAAAGAAAAUUUGGAGCUAGGAAGUACUGAUAAAAACACUGAAGAAGAUAAUAGCCGAGAGGAAAAGAAAGAAGAGAAUGUGGAAAUGUCGAGUUCACCAACGGAGGACACAGAAGAAGAGAACUCAGUUGAGGUAAUGGCCAGUCUUAUCUCCCAUGAAGCUACAACUAUGGUGAAGGAUGAAAUUUUUCAGAAAAUCUUGUCUGAAAAAGAGAAGUUACCAACAGUAAGCAUGCUGGAUUUUGCUGGACAAUUGGCGUAUUAUGCCUGUCACCAAAUUUACGUAACACCAAAGGCCUUCUUUAUCCUUGUGUUGGACAUGACUAAGAAGUUUGAUGAUGUUGUCGAUCAAGAGAAAGAUAACCAAGAAGGGUCAAUCUUCUCCGUGUGGACAUACAAAGACUACUUGAAGUUUUGGAUUACCUCAAUCAAGACAUUUGGAGGCAAAAAGGCACCACUGUUUCUUGUUGUCACACACACGGAAACAAAAUCUACAAAUGAAAUAAAAAAGUAUUUUGGAGAGUUUUGGAAAGCUGUACCAGACGAGGACAGAGAUUGGUUAAGUGAGUCUCUGAAUGAUCGGGAAUAUGCAGUCGGUUUAAAGAAACUUAAUGAAAAUACCAAGGAACACCUGGAGUCAAUGAAAAAGUCCAUAGUGGAACUAUUUACAGAUGAGAACAAUACAAAAGUUGAAUUGCCUUCUUCAUGGGCUCUAAUGGAGCAGUUAUUGAAUGAAGGAGACUGGAAGGUUUUGACCCUGAGUGAAAUCUGGAAGCUCAACUUAUCUCUUCCCCAUGAAUACCAAAUCAAAAGUGAUGAAGAAAUGUCAAACUUUUUAAAAUGUUUUCACAACCAUGGUCUUCUUUUGAAUUUUGAAGAAGUGGAAUUGCGGGAACAUGUUAUACUAGACAUUCAGUGGUUUGCUAAUGCUUUCAGCAAGAUAAUUGCUGAUGAAAACCACAUCAAUAAAGAUUGUCAAAAAAAAUUAAUCAAAGAGUGGAAAUCCUUCAACAAAACAGGGGAACUCAAAGAAACAGUAAUAGAUGCUUUGUGGAAAGAUGAACCCUCUUACUUGAAACAUAAAAAUGAAAUUAUGUCAUACAUGGAGAAACUUCAAAUGCUAGUACAUUUGAAUACAUUUGAGGCUGUAUCAGAAGGUGGCAUGUCAUGGUAUGUCCCGUGUAUGAACAAAAAGCAGUUUAAAGCUGACUUCAGUGAAGAUAAAUGGGAAUGCUCAUCCAUUUUGUGCUAUCGAUUCACUUCAUUUGCCAUGUUUGUGUUCUACAGACUGGUUGCAUACUGCAUAAGUUCUCUAAGAUGGAGUGUUGCAAAAGAUGAAGAUAAUGAAGGAAGUCCAUGUCUUUAUCAAACGGCGGCAGUGUUUGAUCAUAAUGCACACACUGUUGUUGUUGGCAUAUGCAAUGAUGAUAUCCAGUUGCAAGUGCUUAGAAUCAAAGACUUGCCUAUAGACAUAGAAGUAUCAAAUGAAAUUGGAGAUUCUAUUGAAAAAGCAGUAGAAAAAUUGACAGAAACAUUUAUUGACACAAAAAUAUUCCAUAGAGGAUUCAAAUGUCAAAACAUUAUUUGUCAUGAGAAAGAUUUAUCUUUCAAUCUUGCAAGUGAGCUUUCCAAAAUCACAACCAAUAAAAUGCAGUGCAAGUGUCAACUUCAGGAGAAACAUAAAAUAGAUGUACAGACAACUUUGAGUUUUUGGGAAAAGACAAAAAUGAGCGUUCCUAAAACUCCAGUGGCCUCUGCUGGACAUGACCUCGAGGGACGAUCAAGAUUCGCAAAACUUGGAAUGGCAACAAACGAUGUGUUAAAUCAGGCAUACAGAGAUGUACUAGAGAUGGAGGUGCCCUCUUUCUUGAUUUACAACAAGGUGAAAGCAUCACCAAUUUAUAAAAGAUUACGCCCCGAACAAGAAUAUCUCUUACAGAAUCCCCAACAACCAGGAUAUAAGAACUUUGACAUUUCAUUAACCUACACAUUAAUCCGAAACAUUUGUUCAAAGAUCCCUAAGCCAACAAAAGGAAAAUGGGGAGAAGAGCCAGCAGCAGGAGAGGUGACAGUGGGUGACGAUAUCGAGAGAAUUAGGUCCAUCCGAAACAGUUUGACUGCACACGUGAGUUCAGCCUCCACCUCUCAGACAGAAUUCGAUGAUACCUGGACGACGAUGUCUGAUAUCUGCCAAAGAUUGGAAACAUUCACUGGGAAGAAAUACUUGGACAACCUUAAUAGCAUUUAUAAACUCACUUUAAAAGAAGGAGGUGAAGAUGCAAUUAAAGCUAUUAUAGAAAAGUUUGUCAAUGAUCAACAUGAACAACAUAAACUGUUGGUCAAGGAUCAACACGAACAACGUGAACUGUUGAAGACAGUCGUAUCAGAUGUUCAAGAAUUAAAAUCUCAAAUGAGGACAUUAAAACGAAUUUGAAGAAUUGAACCAUUCAGAAAUAAUAAUUUUUACUCAUAGAAUGUUUUCAGUACUAGUAAACAAUGAAUACUUUAACACAUGGUUGAAGAUAUUGAAAGAGUCAUUGGUUGAAGUCUUUGGAUAAGCUUAAUUAUAAUUACAAACUGCAUAUGAAACAUGUGGAUAUAUGAGGAAUU
Molecule: messenger RNA, 4477 nt
Organism: Saccostrea cuccullata (small rock oyster)
Lineage: Eukaryota; Metazoa; Mollusca; Bivalvia; Ostreida; Ostreidae
Exons: 14
Coding region: 636-4301 (1221 amino acids)
Biological process (GO): proteasome-mediated ubiquitin-dependent protein catabolic process; negative regulation of translation; protein polyubiquitination
Molecular function (GO): ubiquitin protein ligase activity; translation repressor activity
Source: RefSeq, a predicted model, not a curated record